CGAUAGUACACUGGCGGGCUAACUUUCCUGUCAAAAAGUUUGCGCAAAAUGCAUAAAAAAAUUGUAAGGUUGACUGUCAGCGAUGUCAGAUUUCCAACGUCUUUGGAGCAACAUGGUUCAGACGCAAUGCACACCGACCCGGACUACUCUGUCGCCUAUGUUGUCAUCGAAACUGAUCAAGGAAUGCAUGGAUAUGGGUUGACUUUUACUGUGGGGAGAGGCACAGAAAUUGUUGUGUGUGCUGUGGAAGCCCUGUCAGCCCUAGUUGUGGGGAAAUCUCUAGAGGAGAUUGUGAGUGACUUCCGUGGAUUUUACCGUCUCCUCACCAGCGAUGGACAGAUGCGAUGGAUUGGACCAGAGAAAGGAGUCAUUCAGUUGGCCACUGCGGCGGUCCUGAAUGCAGUAUGGGACCUCUGGGCACGGUCCGAGGGCAAGCCACUGUGGAAGCUACUUGUUGAAAUGGACCCCAGAAAGCUCAUCUCAUGCAUUGACUUCAGAUAUAUCACUGAUGCCCUUACUGAACAGGAGGCGCUUGAUAUACUUGUGAAAGCUCAGACGGGGAAGCAGCAGAGAGUGGACCAGAUGCUGAAGGAGGGUUAUCCUGCCUAUACCACCUCCUGUGCCUGGCUAGGAUACUCCGACCAGCUGCUGAAACAGUUGUGCACCGAUGCACUAAAUGAUGGAUGGACCAAGUUCAAAGUGAAGGUGGGGGCUGACCUAGAGGAUGACAUUCGCCGGUGCAGUCUCAUACGGCAGAUGAUUGGACCCCACAACACACUGAUGAUUGAUGCCAACCAAAGGUGGGACGUAGGCGAGGCCAUAACCUGGGCGACCAGGCUGGCUGAGUACAAACCCCUGUGGAUCGAAGAGCCCACCUCCCCUGACGAUAUCCUGGGACAUGCUGCCAUCUCCAAGGCCUUGGCUCCGCUUGGCAUUGGCGUGGCCACAGGAGAACAGUGCCAUAAUAGAGUGAUGUUCAAGCAGUUCCUUCAGGCGUCAGCGUUGCAGUUUGUCCAGAUUGACAGCUGUAGACUGGGCAGUGUCAACGAGAACCUAGCCGUGCUGCUCAUGGCCCACAAAUUCAAGGUGCCUGUGUGUCCUCAUGCUGGAGGUGUUGGACUGUGUGAGCUGGUUCAGCACCUGAUUCUCUUUGACUACAUCUCUGUGUCUGCCAGUCUUGACAACCGGAUGUGUGAAUUUGUGGACCACCUCCAUCAGCACUUCAGAAGUCCUGUUGUGAUUCAGAACGCCCACUACAUGCCUCCCAAGGAUCCAGGCUACUCCUGUGAGAUGUUGGAGUCGUCAGUGCAGACACACCAGUACCCUCAGGGGCAAGUGUGGAAGAACCUCCAGUGACGGUACGGUGUCGUGGAGGAAGCCGAGCAGUUAAAGUAGAUUUUUCAACCAAACACAGAAGGUUGCCCGACAAUGAUAUUCUUAACCAAAUACAUUAAUUUUUCAAUGGUUGCUUAUCAUUGCACAAGAUGAAAUUAUUUCACUUUUGUAUGUUUCUAACAGGGAUGUUUGUGCCAAUAAUCAAGCUUUAACUAAAUGUAUACAUUCUUUAUUUACCAAAUUCCUGUGAUUAAAAACCAUAAAAUACA
Messenger RNA from Salmo salar (Atlantic salmon), 1604 nucleotides. RefSeq names its product enolase superfamily member 1 (gene enosf1). NCBI's taxonomy places the organism in Eukaryota, Metazoa, Chordata, Actinopteri, Salmoniformes, Salmonidae. The record is from RefSeq and is marked provisional. Gene Ontology annotation, biological process: carbohydrate catabolic process; amino acid catabolic process. Gene Ontology annotation, molecular function: L-fuconate dehydratase activity; magnesium ion binding.